AUGCAUCGUUUUCUGGCAGAUUCUCUAGGAAAGACCUGCAAGUCAUGUGGGUGCGACCGUCUGAAGCACUCGGUGUACCAUGAGGAGCUGGGCUCAGUGCGGGAUCGUCUCGGGUUACGGGAGUCCAGGGUUAACCACCAUUCAUACGACAGCCCACCAGGACUUACUGCUAAGCAGACCGAACUUUAUUGGUCAUCGUUAGCAGAACGCGCACCAACAGAUGGUGGCGCCACCGGCGCUGCAGCGUGGAGGGCCUGGCGAACUAAAGCUUUAGCUUCGCAAUUACCGAAGCAAGAUUUAUCGCUAGCACACUGUAGACAUAUAGACGAGGGACAUCGCAAGCAAUAUGAAGACUUUGUUGCCGCUAGGAACGAAAUUGCACUCGAUAUUGGCGUUGCAAGUCAAUAUCACGGUGCAUCAAUGGACUGUAUGGGAUGUAAUAAACCAAUUCGAAGUGGAAGCAUUACAGUGCAAGCUCCACGGAUAGGGGAAGAUGCAUAUUUCCACCCAACAUGCUUCUCAUGUGCGGAAUGUGAUGAAUUGCUGGUAGAAUUGGCGUACUGCGCGUUAGAUGGAAGGUUGUACUGUGUCCGGCAUUAUGCGGAAAGAUUGAAGCCUAGAUGUCAUGCCUGUGAUGAGAUUAAUGUAAAGCAAGAAGAAAGACUUCAGGGUAUGAUGCACAACUUCCCGCCGCUUUUACCUGAAAUAUACUAA
Messenger RNA from Arctia plantaginis, 714 nucleotides. The record is from the annotation of a GenBank genome assembly. Lineage: Eukaryota; Metazoa; Arthropoda; Insecta; Lepidoptera; Erebidae.